Molecule: messenger RNA, 852 nt
Organism: Eucalyptus grandis
Lineage: Eukaryota; Viridiplantae; Streptophyta; Magnoliopsida; Myrtales; Myrtaceae
Product: probable glucan endo-1,3-beta-glucosidase BG4
Exons: 4
Coding region: 1-852 (283 amino acids)
Biological process (GO): carbohydrate metabolic process
Cellular component (GO): plasma membrane
Molecular function (GO): hydrolase activity, hydrolyzing O-glycosyl compounds
Source: RefSeq, a predicted model, not a curated record
AUGGUGACGAAGCGGUUCCUCCUGCCUCCUCCUCCUCAAGAAGCGAAGGAACAGAGCGCCAAAGGACAUCCAAGAAAAGACGCGACGGUGAACGCAGACACGGAACAAAAGAGGAUAGGGAGUCCAGGAAAUGGCAUCACUUCGCAGAGUCUUCCCAACGUUGAUUUUGGCAGCUGUCCUCAGCCAAAUUCUCACUGCAACAGCCCGCCUUUGGUGUUUGCUAUGGAAUGCAAGGAGACAACCUGCCUAGUCUGGCUGAGUGUGGAAGCUGCCAAGUCAUGGAUCGAUGCUCAUGUUGAGUGCUACCAAGGUGUAAACAUCAAGUACAUAGUCGCAGAAUUUACAAAGUGCCCUCAGCGGCUCCAGUUUCUCAUCUGUGGUGAUGACCGUGGUGGUCUCGGGGCUGUCCUUGGAGCUUCUUACCCACCCUCAAGUGGCGCAUUCACCGACAAUGCGAAGGGCACUUUGUCCGGCAUCCUGCAGUUUCUGUCUGACAACCAUGCCCCUUUGUUGAUCAAUGUGUACCCUUACUUUGUCUAUGCUGCAGACCCCACCAACAUAAGAUUGGACCAUGUGCAGUUCGCUGCGCUGGGGCCAGUGGUCCGCGAUGGGGACCUAAGCUAUUGGAACUUGCUUGAUGCGAUGGUGGAUGCUUAUUACACGGCAAUGGAGAGAGAGGAUUUCCCUACUGUGGGCAUGAAGAUCUCCCAGUCCAGGUGGCCUUCUGCUGGAAAUCGGAAUUUCACAACUCCACAGCUCGCACUGACUUACAACCAAAAUUUCAUGAAGAACAUCAAAGCAGGGACAGGGACGCCAAAGAGACCAGAUCGCCACUUGGUAACGUAUUCGUGA